Staurois parvus is the source of this 303-nucleotide messenger RNA. Lineage: Eukaryota; Metazoa; Chordata; Amphibia; Anura; Ranidae. The record is from the annotation of a GenBank genome assembly.
CAGAAAGAACAGUCAAAAUGCAGACAGGGGACAGGACAAAGCACUCGGGACAACAUGUAUAAAAAAAUGAACAUUUUUUAAAAUUUUCAAAUUUCCCGCCGGUUCCGACGCCCGUACGUCCCGACGUCACAGGGACCGGAACACAGAAGCCGGAUGCCGGCAUCAGCCGGAGGAGAUGGCUGGGGACGCUGCAGGGGACACAUCGCGGGAGCGAAGGACAAGGAAAGCUCUGCAGGGAAUCCCUAUGCAGCGCCGCAUGGUAAACCCGAGUGUAGCUUGGGGUUACCGCUUUUGGUACUGAAA